AUGGGUACGAUUGCUAAGUCUAGAAACUCUCUUGCUUUCUUCUUCUAUCAUUAUUGUCAUUCAAGGGAUUCUUUCCAUCGUCAAAAUUUUUAUUAUUGUUGUAGUUUUAGUGCUACUUCUUCUAAAACUACCAAUAGUGGUAGAGAUAUUGUGGAAAGCCCCAAUCAUUUCUUGAAAUCUGCAAGAGAUUGGUGUAGAUCUCGAAGCUUAAGGAAUCUUGAUGAUGCCUUGGGCUUGUUUGAUAGAAUGCUUCACAUACACCCUUUACCUUCCAUCGUGGAUUUCACUCAAUUGCUGACUGCAAUUGCAAGAAUGAAGCAUCACUCAAUCGUGAUUUCUUUGAUUAAAGAAAUAGAACUUUCAGGAAUUGCACCUGAUGUAUAUACUCUGGGCAUUCUAAUUAAUUGCUUCUGCCAUUUGAAUUGGGUAGAUUGCGACUUCUCUAUCUUAGCUAGAAUUUUGAAACUUGGAUUUCAACCAAACUAUAUAAUUCUUAAUCCUCUUGUCAAGGGGAUAUAUCUUCGGGGUAAAAUUGCUGAAGCUAUGAAUUUGGUUAACAAAAUGGAAAAGAUAAGCUACAAACCUGAUAUAGCUACCUAUGGAACGAUAAUGAAUUGUUUGUGUAAAAUAGGUAAGACCAAUGAAGCUAUUGAGUUGUUAAGAAAAAUGGAUGAAGGAAAUCUUAAUGUAGUGAUCAUCUUGAUUGAUGGUAUGUGUAAUGCUGGGAAGCUAACAACCGAAAGAGAACUCUUUAAUACUCUUCUUACCAAAGGUUCGCAAGCUAAUGUUCAGACUUACACAAUAAUGAUCAAAGGGCUAUGCAAAGAGGGACUACUAAAAGAAGUGAUGGUGCUAUUUGAGCAAAUGGAGGAAAAUGGUUGUUCACCUAACCAUUUCACAUAUAACACAAUCAUCCAAGGCUUCUUGCAACACAAUGAGACAUCAUGGGUAGUGAAAUAUAUCAAGAUGAUGGUUGACGAAGGUUUCUCGGCAAAUGCAACCACUGCGACCAUUUUGAUCAACUUGUUGUCUACUAAUCAGGAUCCAUCUCAUGUCUAUGUGUUGGGUGUGUUGAUGCAAUUACAACAAAUAGCAUAA
Alnus glutinosa is the source of this 1098-nucleotide messenger RNA. Its product is annotated as putative pentatricopeptide repeat-containing protein At1g12700, mitochondrial. Gene Ontology annotation, molecular function: protein binding. The record is from RefSeq and is a predicted model, not a curated record. Bases 1 to 1098 code for a protein of 365 amino acids. The transcript has 3 exons. Lineage: Eukaryota; Viridiplantae; Streptophyta; Magnoliopsida; Fagales; Betulaceae.